Ophidiomyces ophidiicola is the source of this 1896-nucleotide messenger RNA. RefSeq lists its product as uncharacterized. Gene Ontology annotation, cellular component: nucleus. Gene Ontology annotation, molecular function: zinc ion binding; DNA-binding transcription factor activity, RNA polymerase II-specific; transcription cis-regulatory region binding. The coding region runs from base 1 to 1896 and encodes 631 amino acids. The transcript is spliced from 3 exons. The record is from RefSeq and is a predicted model, not a curated record. NCBI's taxonomy places the organism in Eukaryota, Fungi, Ascomycota, Eurotiomycetes, Onygenales, Onygenaceae. Gene Ontology annotation, biological process: positive regulation of transcription by RNA polymerase II.
AUGGCGGACUCGGGUCUUUCGACGACGUUCAAAACGGAUGCUUCGCAAGAUAUUGAAAUGGCAGAUGGUCCCAUGGCAUCGCUGCUAUUGCAAUCUACUGCUGCAGACCAAACCACUCCAGCACAGGCUUCUUCUAUUCCCGCUCCCGUAGGCACAUCAUCCGGAAUGAAUUCCCAAACCUAUCCGGCUCUUCCUGCGAUUUCCCAGUCGGCGACUGCCUUCGCGGCACAAAUAAAUAUCCAGCAAUCAGUCGGCAAUGCGCUCCAGCAAAUACCCACCUCGUCUGCUCCCACCUCGAACGACCUGUCUCAGGCAAGUCAGCCACAGCUCCUUCCAGCCAGCCAGCCCAGUAACCCGUCCCCGGCGCCACCGGCACCGUCCAAUCCGCAGAUGCACAUGGGCACCAUAUCUAUGGCUAUACCAUCGCAGCAGAUAGCCGGAUAUUAUUCAGAAAUGCCGUCAAAUCCGCAAAACUCCGACGGGUAUGAGCUGAUCAGCGAUGGCGGAGGUGCGGCGGCUGGGGGCCGCAUGGGGAAAAAAGACGUGAAGCGGCGGACGAAGACAGGCUGCCUGACGUGCAGAAAACGUAGAAUCAAGUGCGACGAGCGGCAUCCCAUUUGUCGAAAUUGCGAGAAGAGCAAACGUGAAUGCCUGGGCUACGACCCCGUCUUCAGAGCACAGCCAGGCCCGUCGGUCAUCCAGCCGGCUCCGUCGCAGCAGACUACAUUCCCCGUCGCCGCGCCGCAAAUCCCUCCGCCGGUCGCUCCCCCAUCUAAUCCUGUCCAUCUUGUAUCAGCACCCCCGUCAAAUUCCCCAUCGAUACCCGCCACACUUCCGACGGUACCUCCCGCUCCUCCGGCACCGGCCGCAGCGCCUCAGCGGCCCGAGCAGCGUAGUCAAGCUACAAGUGUAAGCUCGACUCCUGCAGCAGCACCAUCGCCUAGUGUUCCCCCAGCGCCCGAAAAUUUUGAGCAUUUACUCAUGGCAAACGCCAUCAGUGAAUGCCGCAAUCUUGAAUUGCACCAUAUCAAUAUUGAUGACUUGCUGACUGUGAGCGGUCGACUGGAGCCGCUCCCGGAGGGUUUAGAGCUGUCAGCCACACGUGUGGAGGAGUGCGCUAAGUUUGUUGGAGCCUACUUAACAUGUAUAGAUGUCUUUCUGGAGACCCAUUGGUACGAAACUGGAGCUCGCCCAUUCUUCCUUGCCAACAAGAACCUUCUCGCCCAUGUUUCUAUUUUCUUAGACUAUGUUCUUGAAAGAAGAUGGAACGUGGACCCUGAUUGUGUACCAUUGAUGGAAAGUCGGGAAGCUCGCUUUAUUUGGGAUGCAAUGGCGCUAUGCCUAGAAGCACGAGCGCAAAAUAAGGGUGCUGAUGGCAAGCCUAAGCCAGAAGAUCCGGAGCUAACCCUCGCUAUAAAUCGUUUCAAAGUCGUGGAAGCUCUGCUCACUGGUAAAAUAUUAACAACGAACCCUACCUCGGCGCCCGAAUAUGGCGGGGAUGACUCUGCCUGGCUGUCAGUUGGGCUAGGAGUCCAGCUCAAACGUCGCCAAAUGAAAUUCUGGGAUGCCAUGGGGCAGUAUCUUGUCAUUGCGGACGAUAUGCCUGAAUGCAAUGUUUUGCGCGACCUUGCAUUGAUGGAUGCCCGAUCCUAUUUAGACACGUUUGAGGGCCGUGACACUGUCUACUCGAUUGCAGUUAUCCGGCACAUCUCCCGCUUCCAGCCUCGAAAGGUUAAGAAUCUUCCACCUUCAACGGAUGAGAAGGAUGUCUCAGCAAAACUAUAUGUUGCGACCAAAUUCAUCGAAGAAGAAAAAGAUGCUAAAGGGACCAGCCAAGUGGUACGGCGGCUUUGUGGCCAGCUCUUUAGAUGGUGGGAAAAACCAGAAAACUUGUGA